Messenger RNA from Perognathus longimembris pacificus (Pacific pocket mouse), 1598 nucleotides. It is a transcript of the gene Pdcd2, whose product is annotated as programmed cell death 2. The record is from RefSeq and is a predicted model, not a curated record. NCBI's taxonomy places the organism in Eukaryota, Metazoa, Chordata, Mammalia, Rodentia, Heteromyidae. Gene Ontology annotation, cellular component: nucleus.
AUGGUUUUGUGGGAAACAGGGCCCUUCACAGGCCAUGGCUACUUCCAGGGGGUGGUUUCAGUCUGUCUGCUAUCCCUGGCCUCAGCUCUCAAUCUCAGGGGCAGUGGGAAAAUUAAGACAAGAGGCGCCGGCGAGCAGUUCUCUAGCAAGGUCGGGGGGGGGGGGGGGCGGCCGGCCUGACUGGGAGCGGCAGGGCUGCCAGAGCCCGACGCUCUGUCCCGUCCGCGGUGCGGCUGGCAGCCCGCUUCCCUGCUGCAGGUGUAUGUGCUCCUACCGGGCCGGGCCGACGCCUUCCACCGGGCCCUCUUCCCGUUCUGCUGCCGCGAGCCACCGUGCUGCUCAGGUCUUUCUGUUUUCAGGAACCAGUUACCCAGGAAUAACGAGUUUUAUUCAUAUGACCCUCCUUCUGAGAACCCUCCUGCAGAAGCAGGAUAAUCUUUGCAUCUUCAGCUUCAGUCUGGAGCUCAUCUCUCCAGAGUCUGUGGCUGUUUAGGUCCUAAAACGUGGCACCAGGCACAUUACUGCAGUAAAGAGCAUCAGAUGCUAGACUGGAGAUUGGGACAUAAGCAGGCUUGUACACAGCUAGAUAAUUUGGACCAUACAUUUCCAGACCACAGCUUGCUUUUUCGAUUUGAAACUGUAAUAGAAACAGAAGAUGAGAUUCCACCUAAAGUUGGUAAAGAAGAUGACUCUGAGAUUAUUGGAAGUAUGGUUAAGAAGUCAGUGUUAAUCUUACAUUGUUGUGACCAACUACUUGAAAGAUAAAGGAUGAAAGAUCUGUAUCAGAGGUCAUGGUUUUAGAUGUUUUUGGUUGUUGGUUUGCUUGCUCCGUUACUGCAAGCUUGUCAUAGAGCAGAAUAUCAUGUAGCACAAGUUUGUGGCACACAGAUUUGUUUACCAAAUGUUGUCCAGGAAGCAAGAGCCACAGAGGGAAUAGGUAUGCCAUUGAAACAGGUGCCUUCAGUGACCUACUUCAUCGAAACAGACCUCACCUUCUAAAGCCUAUCAGCUGUGAACUCAUCAGUGGGUGGACCCAUUCAUUCAGUUAGCACUCUUACCACCCAAACCCCUCAAUAGUGCCACCAGAUAGAGGAAACUAAAAAUGUCAGCUUGCUGGUUUGUGGUCCAUAUAACUCAAUAUAUGAAAGACAAGUUUGAAAAUCUUUCUUGGUUAGGGGACACAACAGAAAGCAACCAUACACCACUGUUUAGUACAAGGGAGGAGCCUGCAUAAAGUUUGUCUUUCAGGGCAGUUAAAUACCCUGUGAUAACCAAUAAAUAGUACAGUUCUUGGGGGAACUAUCUAGAGGAGCUUACACAUGAAAAACAGCUUGUGUGUGUACUAUUGCUCAUGUUUACAGAAAUGGUGAAUGAAAAUGCUUAGCGGACACCAUUAUAGAAUGGGAAGGCAAAGUUGGGACUUAGCAUCGUAUUUUAGGUAUGUGUGACUAGAGCCAUGUUAUCAUCUAUAAAAUUGUAACAUUUGUAAAAGACAGCCAUACGUAAGAAAAAUAUAAAUAUUGAAUAAUUCAAUAAACCAAUAGUCACAUAACAACUUUAAGACAUAGUGAUUUUGGUAGUGUGUCUCCAGAAGAAAA